Molecule: messenger RNA, 6810 nt
Organism: Helobdella robusta
Lineage: Eukaryota; Metazoa; Annelida; Clitellata; Rhynchobdellida; Glossiphoniidae
Exons: 9
Coding region: 1-6024 (2007 amino acids)
Biological process (GO): negative regulation of canonical Wnt signaling pathway; regulation of cell differentiation; nervous system development
Cellular component (GO): cytoplasmic microtubule; catenin complex; beta-catenin destruction complex
Molecular function (GO): beta-catenin binding; gamma-catenin binding; microtubule binding
Source: RefSeq, a predicted model, not a curated record
AUGUCACAUAAUACUAACAAACCAUUUCACGAGGAAUGGAGAAAACAAGCAGAAAUAGUUUAUUCUCUGCUGUCAAUGUUAAACUCCAAUGCUAACUCAGAUCAGCCUCCACUUGUAGCAUUGCUCCAUGAUAAAAAUGCACACACCAAACAAGAAGGUGGUCUUCAAUCCAUUGCUCUGGUGUUGAAAAAAAGUAACCAAGAAUUUGGUAGUGACUGUUGCAAUGAAAACGUGAUUAAGCUCCGUCUUCAAGCCUGCCGGGCACUUACUAACUUAACUUAUGGAUUUGCUAAAAAUAAAUCGAUCCUUUGCUCGAUUGACGGAUUUGUGGCCACAGUGGUUGAGCAGUUGAAGUCGCCAAAUGAGGAGCUGAGGAAAGUUGCUGCCAGCGUGCUUAGGAACUUGUCAUGGAAGGCUGAUGCUGAUGCCAAGAUUGUCAUGAAGGAGUCCGGGAUGGUGGCUGGUUUGCUGACGGCGGGGAUGGAGGCAGAGAAGGAGUCAACAUUGAAGUGCAUCCUGGAUGCCCUCUGGAACAUAUCUGCCCACUCUGUCGAGAACAAAGCUGACAUCUGCGACUUCCCCGGCUCUCUCGAGUUCAUCACCUCCUUACUAACUUACUCUAGUCCUUCAAACAGUUCCACCAUCAUCGAGUGUGCGGGAGGCAUAUUGAGGAAUAUUUCUAUUCACGUUGCGGUGCAUGAGCAGUAUCGAAUGGUUCUCAGAAGGCAGAACUGCUUUGAGAUCUUACUGAAGCAGCUGCAAUCAGACAACUGCAACAUAGUAAGCAAUGCGUGUGGCUCCUUGUGGAACUUGUCAGCCAGAUGUGGAGAGGACCAGCAAACUCUGUGGAGGCUGGGAGCCGUCAGACUGCUGGGAAAUCUCGUUGAUUCUGAAGACAAAUCUAUUUCUAUAGCCAGUUCAGCUGCAUUGAAAAAUCUUUUGCUCUACAAAUCCAACACAUCUUCGCUAUUCACCUCAUGCUCUUCUAGUCCGACGAGCUACCAGGCACAGCCCGUCAUCAUCAGCGGUGCCGGGAUGGAGGGGGAUGUCCCUGACCGUGAUGCAGUCCUCCUGAAUGACGAUUCUGUUGAUGAGCCAAUUGAUUUUAGUACCAAAUUUAAGGAGGAUGUUGUGGAGAAUGAUGAACAUCAGUUGAAUGGCUUCAUGACCGCAGAUACGAAACGUGAAAACAAUGCGCCUUGUAUCAUUAACAACAACAGUAACAACGGUGCAAACGUAACUGACAACAAUGACACAGCAAACUUCAUUCCAAAUAACACCAACUUUACCUAUCCAAUCCACAACGUAAAGGACCAACGACUGAUGCAGCUGCAGAUGAAAGCAAAACCCACCACCACUACCAAGAAGGUACCUGAUGUGGGCAGGCAGGUUCCAGGGCUCUGUCAGGUCUACAAAGUUAACUCUGGCUAUUCAAGCCCCACCGAGCAGCCCAAACUGUACUGCACGGAGGACACACCAGAUGGCUUCUCGAUAGUGAAUGGCUCGAUGUGCGCCAUCAAUGAUAUUGACUGCUCGAGGAACGAUUAUUUCGGAUAUUCUUCUAACGAUUCCACCGCUAACUUUAAUGUCAGUAACGCUAAUAACUUCACCGUCAAUAACCAUGUAAAUAAUAAUAAUAUUAUCAAUAAUGCCAAAUUAAACUAUAAUCCGCAACUAAAUAAACCUCAGUCAGUUUCUUCUAAUCAAAUUCUCAUGCACAGUUUCAACUUGAACAGCAACAAAGUAAUUGAUUAUUAUGAAGAGGCCAAAGAUGAGCCAAUAGAUUACAGCGUAAAGUAUCAAGAAAUUCUUCCAGAUAAGUAUCCAAGCAAAAUAAAAUGGCUGCCCUGUGAGUCUUACCUCCCUUACAAACAACAAGUGCUGCUGCCUCUGUACGAAAGCUCAAACACCCGACUGCAUAAUAAUGCAAAGCCAACAAAAAGUCACGUCACAUCGCUUCCAUCUGGUUCGACGGUUCAAAAAGCUGAUGCCGGUCAAAAAGAGAAUUUUGACAUUAUGAAAAAUAAAUGCUUAAGUGCAGCACAGAGCAAGAUUUCGCCUGGCUCAGCGUGCAGUCCGAAUGAUACACCGAUGCAAUUUUGCACGGAGGGCACGCCGAUUGGUUAUUCGAGAGCGAGUUCCCUCAGUAGCUUGAGUGUGAAGAGCUCUGAAACUGAGCAUGAUCAGACUGUGGGCAAUAAAGUGCAUGUUGAAAAAAUUGCAGAAUCAUCAUCCACCUUACCAUCCAUUCAAGAAAACGAGGCUCUAAACAUCACUCCUAUGGUCAGCAAGCAGAAUAAUCAAAAUACAAACAAGAACACUGGAAAGUCGUCGGGCUCUAGUGAUAACAACAGCCAUCAUAACGGCUCGGGAGGUUCUAAGACCGUCAAAUUUGAUGAGACGAUUCAGACGCCGAUGAUGUUUUCGAGAUGUAGUUCGCUCGGCUCGCUCAGCAGUUUCGAUGCCAGGUCAGUGCACAGUUCGGUCAUCAGUGAGUAUAGCAGGAGGGCGAGUGGCAUCGUGUCUCCGAGCGAUCUGCCCGAUUCUCCCGGCGACACCAUGCCUCCGAGUCCAAAAACUGGCAAGCAGCACGAGAGGUGUCCCAGUAGCAAUAGGCCUCGAGGAGAAACAGCUAGUAUUCCAGUUGGAGAGCAAGGUGCAGAUGUGAAAAAUGAUUCGGAUUGUUCGCUGUCGGACAACGGGGAGGACUACGACGACGACUUGCUGAGUGAGGUCAUUCAAGCGGCCAUGCCAAAGAGUAGAAAACAUUCGAGAGUAACUUAUGAAGUUGUCAAUAAUAAUUAUUCCGAUGGUCGGGAUGUGAAGAUGAUGAUGGCCAGAAAGCCGUUCCCAACGAGUAGUGAUGUAAUGAUGUCGGCCGGCAACAACAAAGCCUACUUGCAACCGCAGAGCCAUCAGCACGUCACUAAUCUGGAUUCCAAUCAGGAUCAGGAUACUUUGAAAGUGUAUGCAGAGGAAGGUACGCCGUUUGAAAUUUCUAGGGUCACGUCUCUCAGCGACAUUUCGAUCGACGAUUCAGCUGCUGGCAAAAAAUUUAAAAAAGAUUCAAACCAGAGACGUUUCAUAUCCGUCCAGCCUCAAAAAACAUUUUUGCAAAGUCAAAACGCCUUACUGGAAGAUUCAUUUAAAACAUAUUGCCUCGAAGGAACUCCUGUUAAUUUUUCAAGAAAUGAUUCUCUGAGCUCUUUGGGCUCGAAAGAUUUCUCUUCUCCCGGAAAAUCUGAAGCAGAAAUUCACCCAAAGUUGAAAAAGAUGUUUAUCAAUUCUUCAAACAAAAAGAAUGCAGCCAGUGCAGCAAAGCAUAUGAUGACAUCAACACCUUCAAACAGCAGCAGACAUCAUCAGAUGCUGGGAGACGAGGUGCUGAGGUACGCCGUGGAGGGCACUCCGGAUAAGGUACCGCCCAUCUCCUACGAAGAUACCUCCCUACACGCCGGCGCUAAUAAUGACGUCAUCGAUGACAAAAUUACGUUCGAUAACAAUCAGUUGCAUGCUCGCAAAUCUUCAUCCCUAAAUAAUGAUAGGACCAGUGAUAACGGCGAUGAUGAUGAUGAUAACAAAAAAGGAAUGAAGUCAUCGUCUUCAUCGUCAUUGGGCGAUUCAGAUGACGACGAUGAUGACGACGACUCACCGAUAAAAAAUGAUCUUCUGCAGGAAUGCAUAAACGCUGCCCUCCCCAAAAGCAAAUCCAGAAAUUUGAAACAGAAAAUAAAUUUGGCACAGGCGCCUAAAUGUGCUUCCAACAAGUCCAUACCUUCUCAGACUAGGAGAUGGAGUUCAGAAUUCAGGAUGAGGAAUAAUAGAGGGGACGGUGCGACUAAUACACCCGAGAAGAUUAAUGGUAGUCGAGAAUGUGGCGGCAAACCGCAGAGCAAACCAGACUCCUUGAAGAAGGCGCGAUUCAUCACGAACGCCCUCCACGAGGCGACGACAUUCUCGGAAGAGGACGACUGCUCGACGUCUGGCCACAACACCGAAGCCAACAACACCGUCAUUUUUAAGGGCUCUCAGAGUAAUAAUGGUGGCGAAGACGAUUAUAAAGAUGAUGAGGAGGAGGAGGAGGAAGAAGAAGAUGAUGAUGGUAAGAAUGUUGAAGAAAAGGGUGAAGUGAUGUUAAUUGAGUCGCCCUUGAUUCCUUCAGCUGUUGACGUCUCAUGUGCAUCGACAUCUGACGCGCCUACAACAGGGUCUGACGAAUGCAAAAAUAAUGAAUCAAUUGGUGAGGAUUUGGAAGCUGAUGAGACGACGACAACAUCAGCUGAAGAAUUCUCAAUAGACAACAUCAACCUCCUAUCGUCACGUUCAUUAAACUUACCAGGGUUAAUUUUAACAGAGGAAAAUUCUAAUGCUCUCAACCUCUCACCCAGUUUGCUAUCAAAAAGUGCUGAAUCCAUACUAUCAGUUGAGAAAAAUCACUCCAAGAAUAAAUCCAGUAUUGACUUCAAUGACUUCUCCGAAUUAAUUGAUGAUUUCUACAACAAAACUCGUCUCCAGGAUUUGGAAGGCAGUAGGUUCGACAUGAAAUCGGCCAACAACGCCGAAACGGAGUCGACUGUGACGACUGACAGGAGUGAGUUUCAGUCGUCAUCUCUCUCCAGUAGUUCAUCCCUACCCAACAGUUUUAACAUCCAUGAUGGCGCUGAGACAGCUGCAGUUGAGAAGAAGCAGAGUAAAAACAAACUGCUGAAUUUCUUUAGGAAACAUUCAAUAAGAAGGCCCAAGUCUAAAAAUUCUGACUUGGAGCUGUCAAUCAGUAAAAGUAAUGGUUGUAGUAGUAGUACUAGUAACAACAAUAACACUGUCAGCAGAAAUGUAAAGUUAUCAUUCAAUCUGCAAAACGCGAGCAAGGCAUCUGACGGCAGCGGUGAAGAAUUCCAGCCGAUGAACGAGAAAGGAGUCUUCUCGUUCUACAACGUCUGCAUCGAAUCUUUGCAGCAACCUUACAGCGAAGUCUACCCUGGCUUCAUCAGACACACCGAGUACAAAGUAACGAAGCGCAUUGUGGUUUACGACAGCCACAACAAAAACAACCAAACUAAACAAGUCAUUCGUGUCUCUGGCACUUACAAUUCUCAAAAAAAUUAUUGGACCAUUCAUUUUAGCAAUCAAACAAUUCCAGCGGCUCACCAGUUCAACAAAGAAACCGCUUUCUUCAUCACAAUUUUCUGUCCAGGCAAUCUCCACCACUUCUGGGUGGACGAGUUCGCUCCUCUCUUCAGCACCGUCAGACAGACAGGUCGUCUCAAGCGCCAUCUACAGAACAUUUUAUUCUACAGAGAGCCAGUGAACCUCGACAACCAGACCAUUCAGGAAUGCACAAACGUCAAAACCUACCAACAAAUUCUCAGCACCCUCUACAUAAAAUUUCCUCACAGAGUUUUCUACGAAGCUGCAUCAGGUACGUGUUACUCGAAUGCCGUCUUUGGUGUUGAAUCUUCUUAUUUGAAAAAUCCGAGAGAUGCAGUUGAACACGUGACGAGAGAAAUUAUGAACAAUGUUUCAAAUGUUCAACAAAACGCGACAAAUGAAACCUGUGAUGUUUUGCUGGUGCAAAGGAGAACAAGGAAGAUUUUGAAUUACGAUGAGUUGGUCAACAUUUCAAUCUCGCUCGGAUUCAGGAACGUCUGUCAGAUUGGUUGGGUGAGGAAAACAAAAAUAAUGGUCGGAGUGAACGGAGCGGCACUUCAGUGGUCCAUCUUCAUGGCGCCUGCUUCAAACCUCGUCGAAAUAUCCUGGCCUAAACAGAACUGGAAAUUUUAUUACGCCGACCACGUGAAAGCUUACAACAUCGGCUACCACCAGGUCGUCGCUUCUCAUGUCUAUCCGAACUGGAGCAGCUACGAGAGAAGGGUGAAGUUUCGGAAGCUGAGUGAGGAAGAGAAGAAGAAGAUGCUGGCAGGCAGGUGGGAUGGAAACUUGCAUGACAAUUUCUGGAAGUGGGCCGACAUCGUGGUCGAUGUUCAACAGUUCCGAGACGUUCUCAAACAAUUCAUCAGGUGGUAAUUAACGAAUGAAUUAAUAAUUAAUGAUGACUCAUUCUAAAGUUUGUGUGCGGUUGACAUAUUCAAUAAAAUCUAAUGUCAACAAUUCGUUUAACGAGAUUUAUUAGAACAAAGGACCAUCACUUUUACGAUCUAUCCGAUUGCCUAGUUUAAUUAAAUUUUGUAACAACGUUAAACUGCUGUUCAAUUUGUUACGCACGGAAUAUUUAACAUUUUCAGCAAUCUUUCAUACGUUAUCAUUUUAAUCCGCACCAUUCAAUUGUUUUAAUGUUCUUUUCGAUAUUUUUAUCUUCAAAUGCAAUUUUUUUUUACGCCCGUUUUAGAUUUGCUUUCUUUUGUAAUAUCUAUUAAUUUUUAGUAAAAAAGAAAAAUGAAUUUAAAUAGAAGUUAUUUUUUAUAAAUAUGCUAUAGUGACAAGUUUUCAGUUCCAAAAAUCAGCAUGAGAUGACAGUUUUAAAGAUUGAAUAAAUAUAUCUAAUCUAAACGUUGUUAACUUGUCUUACAGUUCUUGAAUUUUUGUGCAGAUGACCUUCGGUGGCUGACCUUUGGUGGCUGAUCUUCAGUAGCUGACCUUCGGUGACUGUCAACUUGUUCUUUUGGUCGUUAUGAGACUUUGGCACAUUACAUGUUUUUUCAUGUUUAUUGCAAAUAAAACGUUAUUUUAUUUACUGAUCCUAUCGUCCGUAUUUACAGUUACCAACCUUAUUUUGUUAACAACCGUGUGAAAGGUGAUAAAGAACUUUUUUCUAAUGUACAAGCAAUAAAAUCUGUCAAACUUGAAUCUAAA